Malania oleifera is the source of this 720-nucleotide messenger RNA. RefSeq lists its product as uncharacterized. The coding region runs from base 1 to 720 and encodes 239 amino acids. The transcript is spliced from 3 exons. Lineage: Eukaryota; Viridiplantae; Streptophyta; Magnoliopsida; Santalales; Ximeniaceae. The record is from RefSeq and is a predicted model, not a curated record.
AUGACACCGGAGAAGACGAGAGACCCAAGAGAUGGCCAAAAAAUCGACGAGGGUAUAGCUGCUGUUGAAGUUCUUGAGCGGACGACAGUGACCGCAAAGGAUCCAAGAGUCGAAGCUACAAGCAGAGAUGUCGCCAGAGAAGGCAACCCGAGACUACUGCGAGUGCCAAAGAUGACGACGCUCCGGCUGCCACCCUGCCGCUCUCCUCGGCCACCGACGUCUGCUCACUCGCGGCCACGCUCGCCGUCAUCGGCGGAGACUCCGUGGCCGCGCUGGCCGCGACGAUCUCCCUCGCUGAUCCCCAGCGGCGGCGGCGACAAGGAGGUCGUGAAGGAGUACUUCGACAACGCGGGAUUCCAUAGGUGGAGGAGAAUCUACGGAGAUGCCGAUGAUGUUAUCAGAGUACAGCUCGAUAUAAGGCUUGGACACGCGAAGACCGUCGAGAGUGCUGUGCAGAUGUUGACGGAAGAAGGGUCGAUUGAAGGUGUUACCGUGUGCGAUGCGGGUUGUGGGACUGGCUCGCUUUCGAUUCCUCUGGCUAAGCGAGGGGCGAUUGUUUCAGCGAGUGAUAUCUCCGUCGCUAUGGUUGCUGAAGCCGAGAAGCAAAAGGCCAGGCUCCCAGCUGAGAAUGGCCACAAUCACAAGCAACAAAGGGCUGAACACAGAGACAUAGAGGGGGCCUUUGCUUUGUAUGCACCAACUCAUGAGGCAAAAUGCUAG